UACAGAGAGAGGAGAGAGCAUGAUCUUCCACGAGAGGCUUCUUGUGUCAAGGGCAAAAAAAGAUUCAAUUUAAAGACAAAUUAAGAAUUAAUCAGACGAGACAGACGAUCGGGCAAGAGCUUUGAAUAAGGAUUAAUUCGAGCGAUUAAGAAAAACAGAGAAAGACCUGAAUAGUUCAUAGCAGGCAACUGUAAGAGUGACCGCCACACUUUGGAAAGGCAGUCGCCAGGAAUGGUGGAUCACUUGUUGCUUGGUGAAGAGACUUUUUUUCCUUACACUUGUUUGCUGCCAGCCCAUAACCCAUUGGAUAUGGUAACAGACGAGGGGGUGUACCAUAUGCUUCCAUCUCCAUUCUCAGAGGAUAACCUGAGUGACACAUCUAGCCCUCGUUCCUGUUCCAGCCCUGAGUCUCAGGUGCUUGGCUCCAGUUGUGGGAGCAACUCGAGUGGAGAAAGCCAAGAUGACCUGCUUGACUUCCUCCACUCUCAGUCCAUGUUGAGCCAAAAGCUCCCCUCCUCCACCACAAUGUCUCCCAUGGUCCCUCCAAUCCUUCCCAUGGGUCUCGCUUGGGAGUCACGAUGGGACCGUGCCACCAAAGAGGAGUGCUUUGAGUUCCCAGUUUUCCCUGGAGAUUUGGAGGACCAUGCAGGGCUACUGUUUCAGCCCACUCUGGAGGAAAUCGAGGAGUUCCUGGAGGAAAAUAUGGACGUGGUUGCCUUGAAGGAUGAAGCUGGUGAGGGUUGGAUGACUGGUGCAAACAGCCAGGGAGCUACAUCAGAACCUUGGGCUCAAAGUUUAGACCAAACUGUGCCUGUCUCCAGUGACAUAAUCGCUGACAACAAACUAAAAAAUUUACAAUCCCCAGCUGGGCCCAUCACAAAUACCCAAAGUGCGCUGAAAAAGGAGGAUUCAUCUGAGAAUGUUAUUGUGGUGGAUAGUCCUGGCAUGCCUGUAAUCCUACAGCUCCAACCCAUUCAGGUAAAACAGGAGAUGAGCCCGAAAGCAGUCCCCUCACCACCUACACCGCAACCUGCCUCGGACAUCAAAAUAACCCAGCUCCUCGUCAACAUCCAAGGUCAAACUUUUGCCUUGGUUCCUCAGGUUGUCCCACCCGCCAGCCUUAGCAGUUCAUCCUCAAAGUUUGUCCGUAUCGCCCCGGUUCCUAUUGCAGCCAAGCCUGUGGGUCUUGGGGAGAAUGGAACAGGUGAUGCCCAAGGGCUUAUAGUUGGCUGUCACAAAUUCCAGAAAAGCACCGUAGCUGAUCUUAUUAAAAUGCACAAGUGCACUUUUCCUGGCUGUGCCAAGAUGUACACCAAGAGCAGUCACCUAAAGGCCCACUUGAGGAGACACACAGGGGAGAAACCAUUUGCCUGCACUUGGCCAGGCUGUGGCUGGAGAUUCUCCCGGUCGGACGAGCUGUCACGACACCGUCGGUCUCACUCUGGAGUUAAGCCCUACCAAUGCCCCGUCUGCGAGAAGAAAUUUGCCCGCAGCGAUCACCUGUCCAAACACAUCAAAGUCCAUCGCUUUCCACGAAGCAGCAGGACAGCACGCACUGUACACUGACCCCGCACAACCCUCCUCCAGAGGAGUGAGAGAGAUAGAGAGAUCUAGAGAGUGACAGAUUGACUUGUGGUACUGUCAUAAUUUAUUACGUGAGGUUCCGAUUAACUGAAGAAGAAUUUGGAACUACUACUUGACUCAUCCGCCUUGCAGAUAUUCUAAGCUUUGUAGAUUGUAUUUUUAUAGUCUUCAUGAUUGUUUCUAUGUCUCGAGAACAAAUUUUGCAAUGUUCAAAGUAUUUUUUUUUGUGCUUUGAGGUAUAAAUUGUUGAUGUUUCGGCCAAUAACUAACGCAUCAACAUUCCUUGUUUAUUCUCAUGAGAAAGUCGCUUCUCUUUGCCAACGUAAAGUGUUUAGCUCCUCUCCAAAAAUCUCGGGUUCAUUUUAACUACUACUGAUCAUUGGUAGGAUUGUGCCAUUAUAAGCUAUUGGCAAACUCUGAGAUUUUUCCUCUUGACCUUCUGUUGUAUGCUAGUAAAUGAGCCGGAUCUCAUGAAAAAAGUGACUGGCAACAUUUUUGCAAAUUUAUAUUACAUGGCUCCUUACGAGUAUCACGGCAGUUACUAGGUGCAAUGCCCACUGAGUGGCGCUAAAAGCGAGUUUAAGGUUAAUGUAUUUUUAAGAUGAAUGAGUAUUAAAUCAUCAAAAUGUACCUCCCAUCCCAUCCCUAAACCUUAAACCUAAACAUAAUUGACAGUUUCAGAAAAAGCAAAUGCGAGAUGAAAAAUGCAAUUGCUGAAGCAAACACAUCAUUUUGUGGUGCUUCUAUGACACUUUCGGCUCAUGUGCCAACUCACAUGCUCUUCAGUACUUGUACCCUAGUCCUUUUUAUCGCAAGUGAAACAUUCAAUCAGUUAAGCUUCUAUACAAUUUAAUUGCACUUAAACAAGCUUAUAAAUGUAGUUGUUUUUUUUUGAUGCAAUUGGGCUGUAGUAAAAGUGUUUAGAUGUCGUAAGAUAGCAUUGUAUGAGGAACUGGGCAAGAAUGUCUAUAAACUGAUAAUCUCCCGUUUUACUCGUGAUUUGUGUGAGAGGAAAUAAAAGUUGUUGUUUUAGUGCCAUUAAUGUUAAUUUCACCAGGAAAGUGCCGCGAUACAUACCAUGUAAAAAUUAGGUUGCAAAAAUGUAGGUAUAGUAAGGUGAUUCUACGAGACCAGGUAGUAGUAAACUGUGAAACGCCUAAUGGUCACACCAUAUAUUAAACAAAGAACGUCAAAGUACACACAUUUGUUGUAUGUGAACUGGCCUCCUGAUCAGUAUUGAAAUGUUCUUCUAUUUAAAAAAUGUUGUUGUUAAUGCAAAACCUUUUUUUUUUUUUUUCCAUUUAAUUUGUUGCUUUCAUAAAAGACUUAAGUCUAAGUCUAAAAACAAGAUACCUUCUGGGCCUUUGUGUAAAUGUUUGCAAUUGGGGCCAAGGCAUGUGUGGUUAGGUGCUUGUGGUUAGUGGAUUAUUUUCAGCAGCAAUGCUACACAUUUCAUAUUUGUCUCUUACCCUAAAUUAGAUUAUAUAUGACUAUAUAGUCAGUCAUUGUUGAUAUGUAAGCUUGGUCAAUACUCAAUGUCACAUAAGUAUUUUACAACUCUGCUUUCCCUGAUGAAAAGACCAGCUUAGACCAGCAUGAAUUUGAAUUCCAAUGUGGUUUAUGCAGGUUAGUGAUGGUUUGAUGAUGGUCCAGCUGGUUGGACCAACAAUACUGGUCUUUUCAACAGAUUUUCCAUUUGAAAUAACUCUCUCGAACCAGAACAAGACUGCAUAACUCUUUAUUCUCAUCUACCUACCUGCCUCAACAAAUCUGAAUGCUGUACUGGAAUACCAAUCCAUUUUUCUUUUUUUACUGCAAGUUUAAACUACACAAACUGGAAUAGCAAGGUGCUAACCAGCCUUAAACACAAGCUUCUUUACAAUGGGACAAAACCAGGUCUAACCAUGCUUGAGAAAUGUAGUCCUGGAAGCAUCUGGAUUUCAGAGAGGACAUUCUUCGUGGGAACUGUAGUCAUGGACACAGCUUGACUACUGAUACGGCAUGUUGAUCAUACAGUAUGUUCGCUUAAAGGAAUGUGCUUAAAAUCUCGUGGGGUGCUGAUAUCUUCUACUAAUGUUUAACAAAAUGAUACGUCUUCUCUGAGUAGAGUCUGAUAAAGGAUCUGGAAUUGGACUUUUAAUGGGUUGCUAGAUGUAGGGCUUUGUAACAACCUUGAAAAUCCAAUCUCUUCUAUGCAGUCUGUUUUUCUCAAAACAAUAGCUCAAAUGGAAACAUCUACAAAGUUAAACAGAGUGCCUUAGGUGUGUAAUCGACAUGCAGUUGCUCUUUCUACUGGGCAGACAUGUACAAUACACAGCCAGCAGGCACAACAGCCAACAGGAACCUGUAGAUGCAUCCAAGUAUAUACAAAUAAAGCAUACAGUAUAUGAUAGUAUAUGAUAGGAACGCUGCCAUUCAAAGAACUGACUCGUUCUCUAGCCACCCAAAAUAUUAUGUGUUAUUUUAGUAUCUAAGCCAAUUUAGAUGUUUCUCCUGAAAGUCUUUAGGAGAAAUACAAAUAGACACAAAUGAGUCAGUUGUUGACAUACAGUAAGCAUAUACAUAGAGCUGUACACUUAUUGUGGAUGGCAGAGCUUCUGAAUUUGAGCACAUUUUGAGAUAUCAUUGAGAUCUAUUUUUAAUCUCUAGAAAAGACAUGUGAGAUUACUAGGGUCAUUUUCUUCUCAGAAGAAAAAUAUGAGAAGCUGGAGAUUUACAGUAAAUGAAAAGAAACAAUUGAGACAUUAAUGAGAGGUAGCUCUGCAUUAUAGAGCAUAACAUCGAGAAACAAUAUGCUUUCCUAACUGCAGCAUAGAGGAAUGCUUAGAAAUGAUUAUGGUAUUGUAUUUCUGCUCAGAUCAUAUAGCCAUUAUUGUGGUCUGGAAAACUGAUCUCUUGGAUCAGAUACCUGUAUAACAGAGCAGGAAGAAACUAGAACCACUCUUCUAACAAACAAAACAGGACCAGGACCAGUUCCAGAAGAUCCCUUUAAAUGAAGAAAAGUGUACCACAAGUUUAAGCCAACACAUAUGGUGCAUUAGUAGAUGUUUUGCUGCUGUUUGUGCCUGUAAACUUUGAGCAUACAAGUGCCAUUGAGUCCUAUUUAAGUAUGUGAAGAUGAGAGCAUUUCUAAUACGUAAUAAUGUCCACACAUUUUAAAUACUAUCAUACCUCUUUGAACGUGUUUUGUUGUUCUCUGAAUUGUCGUCCCUCUUGCAUAAGAGCUAACCAUGCAGAAUCAAUUUUGAUGGGAACAGAUGAUUUGUUGCAUUGCUCAUAGCCUCACCCAACUGAAAAACACAGUAAGAAUAUGCACGACUGACACUUAUUGUUGAUCAUGGUCUAAUGUCCUAUGAGCUUGAUAUUCCCCGUGUAAGUUCACGACUGUCGUUUGUGUAAAGAGUAACAGAAAGACACACAGGCGGAGGAGACUGCGUACUGUUAGUGAUGCAUUCCUUGCCGUCUACAUGAAUUUCUCUGUGAAAUAGGUGCUUAUGACCACCACUGAAUGUAUGUAUACUGUAUGUACAAACUUUGUACAAAAUGUAGUUGGAUCAGAGAGUACCGGAUAUUCUUCUUCAGACGUAUCUCACGUCUUUGAUUGUAUAAAUGUCCCCUGUAAAAUGUAUGCCAAUGUACAUAAUAACAAUUCAAUAUAUAUAUAAAAAUACAAAUAUUAUAUAUUUUUUUCUUGUUAUACGUAAGAUGCAUUUACAAAUAAAGUGAAAAUAAGAUUUAUGA
Xyrauchen texanus (razorback sucker) is the source of this 5325-nucleotide messenger RNA. RefSeq names its product solute carrier family 41 member 1-like. NCBI's taxonomy places the organism in Eukaryota, Metazoa, Chordata, Actinopteri, Cypriniformes, Catostomidae. The transcript is spliced from 3 exons. Gene Ontology annotation, cellular component: plasma membrane. Gene Ontology annotation, molecular function: monoatomic cation transmembrane transporter activity; DNA-binding transcription factor activity, RNA polymerase II-specific; RNA polymerase II cis-regulatory region sequence-specific DNA binding. Bases 232 to 1566 code for a protein of 444 amino acids. Gene Ontology annotation, biological process: regulation of transcription by RNA polymerase II; monoatomic cation transport. The record is from RefSeq and is a predicted model, not a curated record.